AUGAGUUUCUUCCUCGCCCGCUACAUCAUGCUUCAACCUCACGGCAACCUACCCUGGAACACGAAUCUCUCCACACUCGUCAACGCGGUCGUCGACAGAGUUAUGAAGGACGACGGCUACGAUAUCCACGGAGACAAAAGACUGCAGUAUACGCAUCUUCUCUGCCAGAGAGCUGUGCACCUUCCAAGCCCUGCGAGACACUACGGAAGCUGGCAUCUCUUUGAAGACUACUUCCAGUCUCUCCUUUUCCCCAACCAGUCUGUCAUCACCACGGAGAGCUUCGAAACUGUCGUUCUCUCGGCAAAGGUUUACAUCAAACACCCCGAUGCCGAGAAAUUGGUGCUUAAUAGACUAUUUCAAAGGGGACCCAAGUCACUGUCGACGUUCAAAAAGUCGAAAAAGCGACGGGAUGACGAAGGAAAGCCCCAUGACGCUCCUGUGUUCGGGUCCCUUUUGGAGGCGUCAAUCCGCAGCGAGAACCCCAACCUGACCGCGCGACUGAUGAACUACGAGGUCGACGUGUCACGGGAAAAGUCAACGGUCAACUCAAAGGGUAAGUCGAGGAAAGGCAAGAAAUACUACGACGAAUAUUUCUGGCGGCUGGCUCUGGCAUACCAGGACCUGGAAACCCUGAAAUCCUUUCUCGAGAUGACAACCCGGACAAUGACGCCGAAGAAGCUCGCGAAGCUCCUCCUCGAGGCCGUGUGCACGUCUCAAACAGAAGCACUUCAAAUUCUUCUUCGGCAUCAACUCCCUCAGCUCAAGGAAGGAGACGAGUCCGCCUACCACGAAAAGCGGGAGCUCCGGAUUCAGGUCAUCGAGCUAUGCCUUGAAGAGGCUAUCCAACACGGAGAAUCUCAAGCACUCAGUGUGCUGCUCCAAUCUCCAUAUGCCAUCACAAGCACCUACUUCACACACCGCUGGAAAGAGUAUUGGGGCUACAUCGACCACGGGCCCGAGAAAUUCAACGAUGUCCCUGCUGAGACGCCUCUUGAGACCGCGGCCCGGCGCGGAGACGAACGAAUGGUUCGGCUGAUGCUUUCUCGAGACUGGAGUCCCUUUGGGGAGAGAUACAACGAGAGGGCCGACCACCAUGGCCGCAACGUUUAUAGCGGGCCGAGUCACUUUCGAGGCCUCAUGCCGAUGAUCGCCGCGGCGAUGAACUGGCACAUUGGUGUUGGAAUUGCUCUAGUGGAGGGAGGCUUCAGGUGCAAGAAUUGGAGGUGGCACUUCCUGAUCGGAACCGUCUUGAAAAGCAGAGAGACCGGCGGCUUCGGCAGGGACAAAGACCUCAGACCGUCUUCAACGACGAUCACUUCGGAGCACCGGCAAGCAUGGCAUGACAGAGACGUGGAGUUCUGGCAGAGGCUGGUCGAUGGUGGUGGGCUUGAUCUGCGACAUCCCGACAAGGGCUGCAGCUGUCACACGAAACAACCGGACAUGCCUUUAACACACCCUACUCGUAGUGCUAUCGACAUUGGCAGGAAGUUUGUUCUCGAAGAACUCAGAGUCGGUGUAGACGACGGAUCUAGCGGCUGUGACGGCCCAACGGGGCCAGAGCCCAUCCCCGAAACCGGUGCGGAGACCGGUCCUCUUUUUGUUGUUGCAGUUGAUGAAUGUCCCACAUGGAAAUCAUAA
This is a messenger RNA of Colletotrichum destructivum, 1638 nucleotides long. RefSeq names its product Putative ankyrin repeat-containing domain superfamily. The transcript has a single exon. The coding region runs from base 1 to 1638 and encodes 545 amino acids. The record is from RefSeq and is a predicted model, not a curated record. Lineage: Eukaryota; Fungi; Ascomycota; Sordariomycetes; Glomerellales; Glomerellaceae.